Tilletiaria anomala UBC 951 is the source of this 466-nucleotide messenger RNA. Its product is annotated as DUF1909-domain-containing protein. The record is from RefSeq and is a predicted model, not a curated record. Bases 126 to 350 code for a protein of 74 amino acids. Lineage: Eukaryota; Fungi; Basidiomycota; Exobasidiomycetes; Georgefischeriales; Tilletiariaceae. The transcript has 4 exons.
AUCUCCUCCCCCUCCCCUACGCUUUGUAUCAUACUCCCUUAAAGGAACUGGACGAAGUACCAGAAGGCAGAGGCACCCAUAAUAUUUGGACAUCAUAGAAGUUCCAAGAGCGGAGCGAAAGCAAGAUGGGUAACGGAGCAAAAGCACAGCAGAAGCGUGAGCGCAACGCAAAGGAUUCCAAGAAAGGUCCUACGUCGCAGCUCAAAGUGAACGAGGCGGCCAAGAAUAUUCAGUGUAUGACCUGCAGACAGACAUUUCUAGCGACGACCCGGUCACCAGCUCUAAUCCAGCAUGCGCAAGACCGGCACUCAAAGACGCUGAAAGAAUGCUUCCCAACCUUCACCGAAUAGACAGCUUCUGGAUCGCACCUACAAUGCGGAAACUCCCCUUCUACUCAAUCGCAAACUGCAAGAUCUUCCUGUAAUGAUAAUUAUCUAACCCCGAUCCUUUCCCAUCUCCUUCAAAA